CUCCGCGGCGUCAAAUGGGCUCGCCUGCUCCCCACGCGCUCCUUCCCGCCGCCUGCGCCGCGUGCCCGUGACGCAGCGCGGCGCCGCCGUUGCCAUGGGAGCCGCGCGCGGCUGGAGCGGCGGCAGCGCCGCGGGGCGAGCGCGGCCACGGCGCGGGGGGGCCCGGACGGGGCCGGGUCGCGCCCAGGGGGGCCGCGGCGGCGGCGGUGAGCUGUCUCCUGGGCUCACUGGAGUCUGUAAGCCUGGCUUAGCUGCGACUAGAGUUUGUUGCCAGCACUGACGAAGAGAUUACUCUAGGAAUCAUGAACAUCAGUGACUUUGUAGUACUCCCAGGUUCAAAAACAGGAACCUCAGUGAGAUUAAAAGCAAAAAAUGUCAGAGAAUUGCAGUUGGAGAAAGUACAGUUAGAACUGGAAAACAAAGAGAUGGAGAAGAAAUUACGGCAACUACAAUCAAACAUGAAUAGAGAAAAAGAAGAGAGAAAGAAAUUGAGGGCUUAUCACUGGAGAUAUGGACAGGCAGGACCAAUGACCAUCCAAGCCAGAGUUUUAUCACAAAACCCAAAAAACAAUGAUAAGGUUUCUCCAGGAAAAGUGAAACUGAAACUACUCAAAGAACAGAUUCAAGAGCCAAUGAAACAGCCUUUUAAGUGUGAAAUGGCAAAUGCUGUAGCUUAUGAAACUUCUGAAAUGAAGGGAAUACCAUGUGGACAAUGUGAAACUAACAGUGCAUUAAUGAGAGAAGCCCAUAUGCCUCUUGGAAAAUUGGAAGUUGCCCAUCGCUUCAUCAAAGAAGUAAAUCUGGAUGAAUCGAAAAUUCAUCUUGAGCAGAAGAGAAGAAAUACUGGGCAUCAGCUCACAUCAGACAAGUCUUCAUCUCUGCUAACAUCAGUAGGUAGUGCUGAGCCCUCAGAAUCAAUUGGGACAGGCCUUGAAAAACAGGAGAGUGGGUUAUUACUACAUGGUGCAUUUAAUGAGGAAGAAUCUACACAAUGUUUUCAAGAAGCUUUGAUUCAGUGGAGAAAUAAAUUUUGUGAUCGCAGAACUAAUAUGAACUCCAGUGAGGUCUUAUCAGAAUCUGUGGGAGUUUGUGAGGUACAGACCCACCUUACUGUUACAAAAGAACCUAUCCAAAUUGAAUUCAAGGAGGACAGCCUGAGCUACAUGGAAAAACUCUUGCUUAAGAAGUACAGAAGAACUCCUGUUAAUCAAGUUUCUAGUAAUCAGGUUAAUGAUUUAAGGCCUGUACAAACACUGAAUGAACAUCAGGCUGCUGUGAUUGGAGGAGAAGGAGGUGGAAAAGGAGAUGAUGAUGACGAUGAUGAUGACGACUUAAUAGUUGAAGAUAUGAAGAGAUAUUGGGCAGCUCUUUUUAGACAGAAAGUACCUAACACUGUUUCUGAGAGUACAGAGUCCUCUCUGAAAAUUGAGGUCCUUGAUGAUUCUUAUGGCAAGGACUUGGAGGAAUCAUCUAACUUUUUGGUGAUGGAAGCUGGGGCUAUAGGAAUGAAUAAGCAAAGAAAAACUGAACCACUCAAGCAGUUUGGAAGUGGUGCAGCAACUGCAGGUCAGAGGAGCACAGUACCAGACCUUUUGCCAACAGAAAUUGUAGGCGCAGUGAGAAAGUCAUCUUGUCAUUUGACUUCUACAUCUGACACUCAAUAUAUUUUACCUCUUCCUCUUGAUAGAAAUUCUGUUUCUUCUAAAGAAAUUUCUCCAGAAAAAAUGGUUUUCUGCAGCCAUCUUGAAAGAAAUGCAGCGCAAAAGGAGAGUAUUAAAAUAAAGACUAUAGGAAGAAUGUUUAGCUCUUGUAAACUAUCUGAGAAGAUCUCUAACGCUACUAAACUAUCAUUACAGGAAGUAGCUCACAGAGAGAAACCUCUUUCUGCAUGGUAUUGGGGACUUGAAGGUUUCUUCGUUUUAGGUGUAAACCCUAAACAAGCAAUGCUCAAAGCAUGUUCUUCACUGUGUGCUGACUCCAGUGCUGUAAAAGAUAAUAUUUCAUUUUCAGGAGAUGGAAAAUGGGUUACUGACAGAAGCUUAAGUGAAUAUGCCGAUGACUCUGUAGUUCACGAAGUCUUAGAAAAUCAAUUGAACAGACCUUCAAAUGGUUUGGAAAGAAUAAACUCUUCAAACAGAGUAUCUCCCCUGAUGGUAGUGUAUCCAGGGAAGGAUUCUAGAAGACCAUGGACAACAAAUAUGCUAUACUAUAAAUUGGCUGGAAAUUGUCCAACAAACACUCAGCCAAGAUCAAGGAGUUCAAUUAUGCAUCCAUUAAGAGUUGUUACUGAGAUACCAAAAGACAAGUGCCUUGAUGCAAAUGAACAAGAUGAGGAUUUUUUGGGAUAUAGUGCUGACCAAGAAGCCCUAAUUACUCUGGAAAGAGAAUUACAAAGUUAUACAAGUCCUCAGGAAAAACUUUGCAGCUCAACUUCUGAAGACUUCCUCAGUGCAGAUUUCCACCAAAAUCUGGAACUAAAAGACCACAGUGGAAUUGAUACUUUAAGGGGCUGGGAUGAAAGCCAAAUGGAUGAUGAGGAAGAAAUUCUGAAGGAUAAGCAACAGGUUCUUGCGUUACAGUGAACAUACAAAGAACUUAAUGCAAUUGCUAUUUUUUUACAUAAGAUACAAAAACAAGAAGCAGAUGGAGAGGUGUUUGAGUGCUGCUGAUAUUAUUUAUAAGGAUUAUUUUGUAAGUCUGAAUAAAAAUGCUUAAUCACCUGGUUUUGACUUCUUUCUUAGUAUGAAUGUAAUAAGAAAUAACAGAAUAAAAAACUUAAAACUCUUACUG
This is a messenger RNA of Dromaius novaehollandiae (emu), 2790 nucleotides long. It is a transcript of the gene ZBBX, whose product is annotated as zinc finger B-box domain containing. The record is from RefSeq and is a predicted model, not a curated record. The transcript is spliced from 20 exons. NCBI's taxonomy places the organism in Eukaryota, Metazoa, Chordata, Aves, Casuariiformes, Dromaiidae. The coding region runs from base 303 to 2582 and encodes 759 amino acids.